ACGAUCUGCUGUUCACGCCCGAUUUGAGCGCUCACAACCCGGACACAUCCAUCGAGACAGCAGAUACUCCAUAAAAGCUCGCCGGAUACAUUUGGACCGAUCAAAAAGUUUAACUCAGUCGCUUCAAAUAGGACAACUGUUAGGCCAAUGAUUCAAGUGACCAUUCCAUCCAUGGAGAGGGACGUGGACGAGGUGGGAAAGUCCAAAAAGCUCUUUCGAGUUGAAGUGCUCUUCAAUGAGAGGAAACAUUUUGUGCUGAGGAGGAGCAGCGAAUUCCAGACUCUGCACAGAAAACUCAGGAAGAUCAUCCAGACUCCCGAUUUCCCCAGUAAAAGGAAUCCUCACCUGAGGACCAAACCUCUGGAGCAGAGAAGGCAGGAGUUGGAGGAUUACAUCCAGGAGAUCAUCUAUCAAUGUGAGGAUGUGCCACAGGAGCUGCUGGACUUCCUCCAUGUCAAACAUUAUCACACAGGCAACAAGAUCAGCAGCAUGGAAUCACUUGAUGACCUGGACAAUCAGGAUUACAGUUUUCAGUUGCCACAUCAGCGAGUGAUGGGAUUUUUCCAGGAUCCGUAUGUGUCCAAAUGCACAUCAGGUCUGCCUGACGUUGUCCUUGAGGGAGUCCUUCAAGGUUUCUAUCGGCGAGACGUCCGAGUCAGCUUCACAGCACCCAGCAAGUCUGGCGCAAAAGUCCUCAAAUGAGUAGAAUGAAAAGAAAAUCCAUGGGAAUGCAAUGAAAGUGAGUUUGGUGGUUUUACCUCAGAUGUGAACUUUUUAGAGUGUUCUUUUAAAACCAUCUGCCAGGGGCCAAAUGCAUUUUAUGAAUGAUGACUUGUUUGCUUCAGUGUGUAAUAAAUGGUGUAAAUAAAACUCUAAUAUGCUUUUAGGUUCUCAUAUUUGUAUUCACUGAUUUCUGUUUUUGAUGUAAAAGUGCUCACUUUUUCUUGAAUGUCUUUUGUCAGAUAAUUGUGUUAAUAAACAGGUUGUGUUUUGACCACUA
Molecule: messenger RNA, 1000 nt
Organism: Syngnathus typhle (broad-nosed pipefish)
Lineage: Eukaryota; Metazoa; Chordata; Actinopteri; Syngnathiformes; Syngnathidae
Gene: snx22
Product: sorting nexin 22
Exons: 7
Coding region: 148-702 (184 amino acids)
Molecular function (GO): phosphatidylinositol phosphate binding
Source: RefSeq, a predicted model, not a curated record